This is a messenger RNA of Leptidea sinapis, 6098 nucleotides long. RefSeq names its product glutaredoxin domain-containing cysteine-rich protein CG31559-like. Bases 341 to 2221 code for a protein of 626 amino acids. The transcript has 5 exons. The record is from RefSeq and is a predicted model, not a curated record. Gene Ontology annotation, biological process: sensory perception of sound. NCBI's taxonomy places the organism in Eukaryota, Metazoa, Arthropoda, Insecta, Lepidoptera, Pieridae.
UUACCUGCGGUCAACGCAUGCGCGCUUCGUGUCUUCGCGGCUAUUGGCUCGUUUAAAUUACGAACAUUGGAACCGGACCAAUAUCUUGUUCCGUUAAGUGUUUGUUCCUUGGUGUAUGUGACAUUGAAAUUAAACUUGUUACUGUGCUUAACUUUAAGUUGGAUUUCUCACGUUUUUGCGGUACAAAUAAGAACAGGCCAACCGUGCACCCGCUGACCUACAAGUACAGCCAACACCGGAACUAUUAUGCCUUAUACAUCGACCGAUAUCUAAUCCGAUGCACCUGACUCGAAUAAAGUACCGGAAAACCCGUUAAUUAUGUCGAUUCAUUAAAUACAUCAUGGAGGACGUAAGUAGUCGCCAUAACCUUGAAUACAUCCCGUCAAUGCCAACCAAAAUGAAACAAACAAGCAUGACUACUUUUACGCAAAUAACUGGAGAUGAUAUCAAGGUAAGAAUGAACGGAUUUAGUGAUAGAGCCGAUAUGGACUCUCUAAGUUCGAUGCACUCUCUUGUCCUUAAUUCUAAGACACCAUCUGCAACGGUAUUUGUUGCGGCGACCCAGUCAGAGCGACCGGAGAGCACGCUUUGCUCAGACGCACUCAAAACAAACGGUCCGCAUGUCGUCACUAUCAGAAUAAACACAGACGAUAAACCAAAAGCGCCGAAGAUAUCGAGCGUUCAUCUUAAAAGCGACUUUGACACGUUUAGGAUCAACGACGAUAAGAAAAAUAACAGUUUUGUCAGACUGAACGUAGAGGAAAAUUGUCCAAAAAUCCUUGAGGGCGAAGAACUGUGCAAGGUCGAUAGAGCGCCUUAUAUUUACUGUAAUCCGUACGUGAAUCCGAUGACUAACACGAUAAUGUCAAGCGGACAAUGUUCACCGAGCGACACUCUAGAUUCGGGGACAUGCAGUGACCUUGACGGCACACCGCCUCCAUUACCAAAAAAGAAAUCGUCGGCGAAGAAAGCAGUCUCUGUUACAGUCAUUAGCCCUGCGAGAAUUCAAGGCGAAUUAGAUUUUGAAGAUAACGACUCAAAUAUAUCGUGCGAUUCGCUAAACAGCAGCGAGCUAAAUGGGAGCGUGCAUGCUGAGGAAAGUCGCAGCGAAGAUGCGAGUAAAAAAGAAAAACAAUCGGCGGAUACUUCGACACAAGCGUUCGCUAAGGUGAACAAUAAAGACGGUGGCUUUCUACCGCUAGGUUUGCUGCAAGAUAUUAGAGAUCGCACAGCGAAACUCACGACAGUCGAUGCCGAAAGUGAUUCACAAAUCGAUCGAAGGGAAGUGCAUCAGAAUAUUAAUAUCGAUGUAUCGAAAGAAAGUGUUCAACUAACUUCGUUCCGGUUGGUUUCGCAGUUUAACAACGAAUUGAAGAAAACCACAGCGGAACCGAUGCAAACGAAUUUGAAGUCGCCGCUUAUCAGUGAAAGUACUUACGAAGAGAGAAAGAAAUUAGAUAAAAUGAAAGAAGAACAGAUAUGUUAUAGUAGUCAUUACUUUGAUACGGACAAGUUUUACGAUUUCCAUUUAAAUGAGAAGCAGUUUGAUGAGGUUUCUGUGAAAAGUGUCAGUGUUAAGAGUGAAAGUGAUGUGCCUGAGGUGGAAUAUUUUGCUGGUGUUAAGGACUUUAAGAGCGAAGAAGCGCCGUCGACUAUUCGUAGUUCCAAGGGUACAAUACGAGGGGUCAAAAAUCGUGUCCGCAAUGGUAUCGCAACCUUCCUUCAAAUGCAAGCCACAACCAAGAGUUACAAAGAAAAGGACGCCGGAAAGGUGGUGGUGUACACAACAACCAUGGGCAUAGUCAGAAGCACCUACCAGAGGUGUGUCCUCGUGAAGAAGAUUCUCAGGAACUUGCUGAUUAAGUACGAGGAGAGAGACAUCUUCAUGAGCACGGAGUACCAGGACGAGAUCAGAGACCGAAUGAAGAGCGAGCAGAUUCUCAUUCCACAGCUGUUUGUGGAUGGACAAUAUGUUGGGGAUGCAGACACGGUUGAGAAACUGAAUGAAUGCGGAGAGUUGCGCAAAAUGCUAAAACCUUAUAAGAGUCCAGACGCUUGCAAUACUUGUCAAGUUUGCGGUGGUUUUCGCCUGUUACCUUGUCGCAUCUGCAACGGAUCAAAGAAGAGUCUUCACAGAAACCAUUUCACCGCUGAAUUCGUGGCCUUAAAGUGUAUGAACUGCGAUGAAGUUGGUCUGGUUCGGUGUGAGGCAUGUUCUUGAAAAUUCGAUGUAAUCUAUAUCUUAAGAAGCGCUUAAAUUAAAUAUAAUAUUAGCUUAGCCUGGCCAAACUUCACUAUAGCUCAUUCUUGUACAUUGCGUAGAACACAUAUAUUAUUGUUGCAUGCAACGCCAUCUCUUAGCAACUUAUAGCAAAUUGUUUGCUUUAGAAAAUUUUAUUUUAAGUGAUUCCUAUUUUAAAUAGAAUGGAACUUUUAUUUCACGUGGGGGGAAAAUGUUCUAUUACUAACUUAACCAAUCUGAUGGACACAUGAGUAAAAGUGCUUUAUUUUAAUCCAUUGAAUUUUAUGUUUAUAUUUACUUAACGGUUUUCUUUUCAUUUUAUUUACAAUGUUUUUGAAAUACAUUUGAUUCAUGCAUAAUAAUAUAGAUAAUUAUUUUUUGAAUUAUUAUUCAGUUUCAUUUCGAUUCGCUGGUCCAAAACUCUUCAAUUCAAAAUAUAAGCCCUCAAGUUGAAGGAAUCACUGUCUCCUGAUAAACCAAUUUAAUACUUACAUAUUUCACCAACACUAUUAAAAAUAUUAAGUAUUUUACAACCUAAGAUUAAUCAAACUUUACUUCUGCGAGUCGAAAAUUUACCUACAAAACCUGCCUGAAAAAAAAAAAUCUAUAACACGAAUAUUUAGAACCUCUACUGUAGUAUUAACUAAUAUUGUUGUGAUGCAGCGCCAUCUAGUAGCUACGUGUAGCAACAUGCAUCCCUACUUCAGAAAAUAAUCACUAUGUACUGCUUGAUGACAAUAAUAAUAUUAUCUGUGCACCUCGUCGGAAUGCGUUGACUUCUGUUCGAAUGGGUUCCCCAUUUUGCACCAUUAAAUAUAUUAUAAGUAGUUCAUUAUUAAUUUUUAUGGUGAUUUUCUCACAUCGUACUUGAGCGUGGAUAUUACGUCAUCGACGCCAGGUGCACAGAUAUUAUUAUGAGCGGGUUAUAGAUGUACCUAUAACCUUGUAUAUAAAAUGCUAGUUUAUAUAUCAAAUCAAAUCAUCAGAAUGUUCAAAAGUUGAAGUACUAUAACGCCAUCUAGUAGCUAGUUAUGGCAAAAACCAAUCUGAUAGCAAAACGAAUCCAUCCAGAUUUGCGGCGACACGAAAGUAUUUUUUUCAAAACUGCGCAAAGCAUUAAAUUUUUGCGCUUACUAAAACUAUUUUUAAUAAGCGUAAAAUUUCACUAGAAGGUCUGUCGAACAUUUCGACAUUUUUCUUGUAUCGAGUAUGUUGGAAAAUCAUCAUCCAAAAAUGGAUCACUGUAAUUUUAACGUGAAAAUAGAAACUAGGGUGACCAUGAAAUGAAUACAUCCUUUUAAAUAAUUUAAACUGUUAAUGUAAUUAUACUACAAGAAACAUUCUAAAUAUUACAAUUAAAUUAAAUAUAUUAGUUAUAAUUACAAUAAUACGCAAAGUCAAUGCAAUACGGUAUGUACAUAGCUAAUAUUGAGAUUAAUAAAAUAUUUUCACGAGCUUCCACUUUUGAUUGAAGUACAAACCAAUUGUAUGAGUCAGAAAAGUUUGAAAGGUGCUUGCUAAUAAAGGGUUGUCUAAAAGCCUUAAAUCCAGCCAUAAGACUACCUUUUGUAUACAUGGUAUUUUAUUAUCUUUAGGUAUGUUCAAUAGGAAACUACUCUUAAUCGAUUUUGUUAUUUAGGUUUGUUGUAAAUAGGCAUUAUUAGUGAAUGAAGUACAUCCAUUGUUAAUGGUAUAGCAAUGAAUGUAUUACUUAGAAUAUAUACUAUGAAAUCACAAAUGCUUUGAAGUUCUAGGAAAGCACCGUUUAAUAGGUACCUACGGUAAUUAAUGCAAUAUUCAGUUGAAAUUAUAUUGCUAUUCAAAUCAAAACAAGAACGAUAAAGGUCAUAGGGAAGUAGAUCGAUAUUAUUGUAAGUUAUAAUGUUUAAGCUGAGGUGCAACAUAUGUUUAUAUAAAUAUAAUUCAGGUAACUAGAAUAAUUUUCUUAAAAUCUGAGCAAAAUUAGUGUGCCUAAGUACACUUUUUCUUGAGGUCGAAAUAAUUUCUCGUUUACUUUUCCACCAGAAAAAGAUUACCUUUGCUUUGUAAAGAUAAUAUUGUGCUAAUAGGGUUGUGCUUUUUAACGUUAUAUUUUAGGUCAUUAGGUUUUUUUGUUAAGGAAAUGCUCACUUAUGGUACUUACUUAUUCAUAGAAAGGCAAUAAUAUGUGGUGCCCAAUGAUAUUACUUCAUUAAAAUAUUUUUUUAUUGAAUAGGUAUAUUAUGAAAAUAAAUGCCAUAAUUAAUAUGCAAUAUUAUUACAAUUAGAAUUUAAGAGUUUAUUCCCACUUUUUUUGUAUUAUUGUGUGUACUAGGAAUGAUAUCAGCUGUCGUAAAAUAAAAGGCUUAUAGAUACAUAUUAUAUUAUCUAAGACAUAUAUCUAUCUAUCUAUAUAAUAAUAUAAUGCUUAUCUUAUUAUAUUUCUUUAUUGGGUAAAUGUGAUUUUUGGUGAAGAGUUUUGGCGAGAUAUCAUAAUAUUGGACAUGUAGGUAUAUUAUAUAUUUAGAUAAUAUUAUCUUACUGGUAAAUAUUUCUAUAAAAUAAUGCCUUAUGGCCAAAAUUGUAUGUGAUAGUAAUUAGAUUAAUAAUGUAAUUUGAAAUUUUGUAUGUCUUUUGUUUAGAAUAAAAAUUCACAAGUGCUGUAAUGCAAUAAAUGUCUGUCUGAAACGGUGGUAGAAUUAGAGUGAUGUUUCAAAUAAUAGAUUGCUGUCACCUGGGACUAGAUAAUUAAUGGCACAAAUUGUUAAUAUUUUUCCUCAUACCAUUAUUGGUUUUAUUUUUAUUCCGGUGAUCAAAGAUAGUUUUUUUUUUUUCAAUUUUGUCCUUAAGAAAAUAGUACAAUCUAUAAGCAAAAGUUGUUAUAAAAAAUGCUUUAGACUAAUAUUUUUUGAAACUGCUUCAUUUGUUGAAAUAGCUACAAAUUACAAUAUCUGUAAUAAACAAGAUAUAAUACUUAGCUACACAAAAUUGAAUGAAUUGUAAAAGUAUUUAAAAAGUGUCUAGCUAAUUAAAAAAUCAUGGUCACCAAUAUAGAAUAGUUAAAUGAAACCAUAAAUUAAUGACGCUGAAAAUUAAAAAAAUGUAACAUUGAAGCAAUGUCAGUAUUUAAUUCGCUACAAGCAAGUAUUUAUGCUUACCGAUCUAUAAUACAAAAAUAAUCUGAUGUGAAAUGUAUUUGUGUUAAAAUAAAUUUUGUUCAUGAUUUGAAUUGUCAUAUUGCCUACCGAAAUCGGCAAGUGCCCUCGAGACAUGGUAUGCCCCAGAUCGGCGUGAUUUUGGCGCGCACGCAGCGUUUUGUCAAUGCGUAUUAAUAUGAAUGUAUCUGAAAGCUAUUAAAACAAGCUAUGAGACCAUGCAAAAUAAACCAUCUUAUAAACAAAAUAAGCGUCAGAACUUGGUGAGGGAAUAGUGUGCCGUACGGCACUUUAGAUUUUCGUGUAUCUGAAAAAUCUAGUGCCCUGUGGCACUUUCCGAUUCCGAAGGUUUAGCCUGAAGUAUUUCUGCUAACACAAAGUUCACAUAGUUUAUAGCUGUGUAUUCUUCUUCUGUGCGAAAAAGGAAGUGUAAAAAUAACUUCAGGUAUUUCUUCUUUAUAGAUAACCUGUUUCCAUCUAUGAAUCUAUAAUGAUUUAUAAAUUAAUUGUGUUGAAUGGCUCAGAAUGUUAGAUGAUAAAUUAAGAAAAUUUAAGUUUGGUUUAAGUAUAAAGGAUGUAUCCAAAUUAGAUUAAUAACGCUCAAUUUCUACAGAUUAAUUAUUAAAUCUAAUUUUAAAGUAUUGUUACAUUUUAGUCACAAAUUAUACAAUAUUUUUUUAUAUUUUGUAAAUAAUAAAGAUUCAAUAAAAAAUAUGAUUUAA